AUGAACAUAUGGGAUGGAGGUAGCACUCGACUACGGUGUUGCUUGCCCUCAAUCAAUCAAUCAAUUGCCCAGUACUCGUGUCUCUAUCCCACGGCGUGUCUUCAAGUGAUUAGCUGCACCGCACAUGAAAAGUCUGAGGCUGCUAGUCUACAAGUUCAAUUAGUUCCAUGGCGCUCACGCCGUCGUUGUUCCUGCUGCUGCUGCGACGCGACGGAGGAGGUGGCGGAGAGGCGAGAGGAGUUCGACGGUGGGCGGAUCAUCGACAUCAGCCACUACAACCGGGAGGAGAUGCCCGCGUGGGAGUCGGCGGGCGGCACCGGCGAGUUCCUCCGGCUGGUGAGGUCCAUGCGCAACGCCUCCGACAUCGCCAACUUCCGAGCUCCGCACUCCGGCACGCACGUCGACGCGCCCGGCCAUGUCUUUGACCACUACUACCACGCCGGCUUCGACGUCGACACUCUCGACCUCGCCCUCCUCAACGGACCAGCGUUAUUGGUUGAUGUUCAGGAUAAUAACAUAACAGCUAAUGUCAUGGAAUCUUUGCAUAUUCCUAAAGGAGUUCGACGUGUGCUCUUUCGAACUUUAAAUACAGAUAGGAAGCUUAUGUGGAAGAAAGAAUUUGAUACAAGUUAUCUCGGUUUUAUGAAGGACGGUGCUCAAUGGUUGAUUGAUAAUAGUGACAUUAGACUAGUUGGGGUUGACUACCUGUCUGUGGGAGCGUUUGAUGAAUGCAUUCCAGCUCAUUUAGUUUUUCUUGAAAAAAGAAAAGUCAUACUCGUGGAAGCCUUAAAUUUAGAGCAUGUUACUCCAGGAAUAUACACCUUACAUUGCUUGCCACUAAGGUUGCGUGGUUCUGAAGGCUCCCCAGCAAGGUGCAUUCUCAUCAAGUAACAAAUGUUUAUGGUGUUGACAGUGAAUGGUAUCGGUUGUUGUGAUGGAAGAUAUAUAUGCUAUGACCUAUGUAUUACAAACUAUGUUAGUCCUCUCCGACAUGUAUCAUUGUAAAAUAAAAAGAAUAAUCCAUUUACCA
This is a messenger RNA of Oryza brachyantha (malo sina), 1030 nucleotides long. Its product is annotated as cyclase-like protein 4. The record is from RefSeq and is a predicted model, not a curated record. Gene Ontology annotation, molecular function: arylformamidase activity. Lineage: Eukaryota; Viridiplantae; Streptophyta; Magnoliopsida; Poales; Poaceae.